Messenger RNA from Talaromyces stipitatus ATCC 10500, 4258 nucleotides. RefSeq names its product GRAM domain protein. The transcript is spliced from 3 exons. Gene Ontology annotation, molecular function: sterol binding; sterol transfer activity. Gene Ontology annotation, biological process: intracellular sterol transport. Lineage: Eukaryota; Fungi; Ascomycota; Eurotiomycetes; Eurotiales; Trichocomaceae. The record is from RefSeq and is a predicted model, not a curated record. Gene Ontology annotation, cellular component: endoplasmic reticulum membrane; cortical endoplasmic reticulum; mitochondrion. The coding region runs from base 1 to 3822 and encodes 1273 amino acids.
AUGGACGGCGCCCAGGAUUCGUUAUCGCAACCUUCCGGCAUCAAGAAGGUGUUUUCGAGACAAAGUCGCCAAGACCCCGAAAUCAAUUCGAGUUCUAAUCGGAGCAAUGGGCGUUCAUCACUAGAAUCGACACCAGAGAGACGCCCAGCGACUAGCGGGGACCAGGGUCAAGAAGACUCUUCAAGUCGAUUAUCAAAGCUGAUCAACAAUCGAAGAAAGAAGAAGAAUGCCACCAACGAUAAAAGGGCAGGAUCAAUUGCGUCCGCAGAUUCUAUACUGGAAUCUAGCACGAACAGCGCCGGGAUGUCAUUACGAAAUGAACCGUCAGUUUCGGGAUCAUCGCCAAAUGGCAGUAAUAACGCUCUAGCUCGUUCUGCCGGUAGCGUCAAUCUUCUAACUGACGACUCUGAGCCAGACCAAAUACCCCCGCUUCUCUCACGCGAUUCUCAUGCAGAAUACCUAACUGCAUCCUCGCCAUUGAUAACGACGACGGCGGUGGACGAGGACAAUGACGAGCGAAAAGACGCCUCUCUGUUACAUUCAGCCUCGUCUUCUCGGCGGCAUAGCAUCUCUGUUCCGCAAGCAUCAUCGGCCUUCCUUGGCACAACUAUAUCUGGUCCUGACGCAGAAAUCUCCAAGAAAAGGAGUGUUUCUCCUGCAAGGCGUUUGAAAGACGCUUUCAAACCAUCUCAAAGCAAAAAGAGUCCUAGUGUCAGUCCAGAUCGAGAAUCUUCACAGUCUACGGGAAGUCAGAGAAAGAACGGCCAAAAUCUUCUUGGAGGCCCAAGCCGUAGUAACAGUCUUUCGGAGAGGCGAUCGUUCAAAAGAUCGUCUAGUCCACCACCACCUCUACCAAGAACUCUUUCCACAAACUUUAUCGAAACGAGCAAUCCCAAGGUAGUUGAUCAGGCAGAUCGCCUAGAUGCUCCCUCAACCACUGACGCCUCGAAGGUUGUGACCACAGUCACUCCACCAACUCCUACUAACAUUUCCGGGGAAUUCUCUACUGGUCUGACAGAAUCACCUGAGACCGUGAAAUCUGAAAGUGCAGACUUUCCUCCAGGAACAGUGGUAAGCCCUUCAGGUCAUAUGAUUUCACAUCGCCGAGUGCGUUCCGCGGGCACUGUCACAAAUCCUCCAAGCAAGCUAUCACAUAUGACAUCAUUGACGCCUACGGCCGAGGAGCCUCGAGGGACGAGUCCGCGCUCUCCCUCAGCCGCCCAGGGCGGGUUCUUUUCAUCUGUCUUUUCAGCGGCUCAAAAUGCCGCUUCUACCAUUACUAACACCCUCGGUGCCCAAAAUAAAAAUCGCACCACAAGUCAGGCAGCCGAUCUAGGCAAGAAUGCAACUGAAUCCGCCAACGAUGCCUCGGAAGAUCAAACAGAGGCAACGAGACAAUCUGUGGCCGAAGGCAUAGAGCAGCAGAAACAGAAGGAACUUGCCAUUAAUACCCUAGGAAGCGGUGACUUGGACUUCAGUCAUCUUGAUAUGGAUCUCACUGCAGGCGGCAUCGUAACAACAAAGGAUGGAGUGGUCAUCACUCAGCCAGACCUUCCUGCGGAGUCACGCACAUCCGCCAUUGCAGCAAAAAGAGAUCGAGAGUCAGCACGCGUUGAAGAUUCAAGAGCAGCUAGAGCCGUAUCAUUGGCGUAUGAGAAGUCGUCCGACCCUCCUUCGACGACAGUUGCAUCUACUUCUGAUGAAGCCAGUGAUGUUAAAGUUAGACCAAGCUCCAUGCCAUUUGAAGGAAGUGGAACGCAGACACCUCCAGGAGGAAGCAUUUUCGACGGUGAUACCGGCGGUAGUAUAAAACGUACUGGAAGCGUUCGAAGUCGGUUGGCUCGACGGCAUCGUGGCUCUUCGGGCGCAACAGGUUCAACAAUCGGCGCUAUUGGCCUCACCGUAGGGUCGCUGGGCUUACCCAACAACAAUUCAAGUGUACCGCGUUUGACUGGAUUUGCUGUUGCAAGCAAGAAGCGCAAUCGUGAUUACCAUCAACUCUUCCGCAGCGUACCAGAAGACGAUUUUUUGAUCGAAGAUUACAGCUGUGCUUUACAGCGAGAUAUUAUUCUUGCCGGGCGUAUCUACAUUUCUGAGGGCCACAUCUGCUUCUCCAGCAAUAUCCUCGGAUGGGUAACUACACUUGUCAUCAGUUUUGACGAAAUUGUGGCAAUUGAGAAGGAAAACACAGCCAUGGUGAUUCCGAAUGCAAUUGCUAUUCAGACUUUGCAUGCCAGGCACACAUUUCGCAGUCUGUUGAGCCGUGAAGCGACCUAUGAUCUCAUGGUUAAUAUUUGGAAGAUCAACCAUCCCUCUUUGAGAAGCUAUCUGAACGGAAUGCGGAUCGACGAUGGGCUUGGCGACAAGACUGAGAAAGCGAAUGAGAGCGAUGUUGCUAGCGAAGUCGCUGAUGAAGAUGAAAUCUACGAUGAAGACGAGGAUAAUGAUGGCGACAGUCUAGUAGAUGGCGAUGUUAGCAUCAAUGGCAGUGAAUCCGUUGGGACUGGCAAGCAAUUGAGCCGAGAAAACACUGGUUUGACCAGCCAAAGAGCAGAAUCGACCACCGCUUUGCAAACAGCCGAUGGAAAAUCGAAUGAUAAAGGCGUAACAAAUUCCACUGAUGGGAAUGGGUUCCCAGGCCCAGGUACACACCCACCCACGGAGUACAAUGACCCAGCUGGUCGAUAUGAUAAAGUCGUGAAAGAGGAUGUCAUCCCGGCGCCCCUUGGAAAAGUGUACAACCUUAUGCUUGGUCCCGCAUCUGGUGCUUUUGUCAGCAAAUUUCUGGUAGAGGACGAGAAAUGCACGGAAUUGCAGUUUGAAGACGACAAAAAAGGGUUGAACGAGCCAAGCAAGACGCGGCAAUAUUCGUAUAUCAAACCACUGAAUGGAGCUAUUGGGCCGAAGCAAACAAAAUGUAUCAGUACUGAACAGUUGGACGUACUCGACUUGGAGAAGGCAGUCCUUGCCACUCUGACCACUCAAACGCCUGAUGUUCCCAGCGGCAAUGUGUUCUCUGUCAAGACCAAGUACUUGUUGACGUGGGCUCCGAAUAACCAUACUCGAUUUCUCAUGACGUGCGCCAUUGAAUGGACCGGUAAGAGUUGGCUGAAAGGGCCUAUCGAGAAAGGAGCUAUCGAUGGACAAAUGACUUACGGAAAUGACCUUGUCAAAUCCUUAAAAUCGGCAGUCAAUACCCGCCCGGCUGGCACGACUAAAGGCGCUAAAUCAUCGAAGAGCCGACGAAAGCAAUCAUCAGCUGCCGCUACUAAAUCCGCAGAUGUUGCUGCUGCUGUGAGUGCUGCUCUGGAUGCCAACAAGCGAGACUCCCAAGGAUGGGGCAUAUUUGAGCCUAUCCAUAGUCUCCUCGGCCCCGUCAUAAGCAUCUUCAAACCUCUCUGGAAUGCGCCUGUCGCUAUUGCAAUAAUCGCUUUCUUGUUAUUCACGCUUUAUACAAGGGGGCCGAACUCAUCAACGACUUCGUCUGACUUGAAUUUCCUUAGACACGCAUCUUCUCAACGUCUGGCCGCUUAUGAGGAGAUUUGGCGAGCUGAGGAGAACGAGCUAUGGAGAUGGUUAGAAGACAGAGUUGGAAUGGAAGGCAUCAAUUUUCCAAACAACAACAGAAGCCCCAACGCGGAUGCAAAGGCACGAAAGCGGAAUCUAAAACGUCACGGUCAAUCUCUGGCAUCCAAAAUUGACGAAGAGCAGAUUUCGCAACGGGAGAUGGAUUACGCCAUUCAAGUUGUCCGUGACCGUCUCGACAGGCUCGAGGAGAUAGUUAGUACCCAUCAAGAUCGGAGCCGUCCUUCCCAAACUUAAGAAAGCCAUGCAACCGAUGUAUAUACAGGGUGUGCUAUGCUUCUUUUCAUUUACCACUCAUUCAUUAUUCAUUUCCUUUGCCUUCCCAUAGCUCUAGGCCAUCGACCAGAGCCUCACAAUCCCUCCUUCUUUUUCUUUGUUGAUAUAUUUGCUUGGUGUAAGGAGUCAGUGUCCCAAAAUCUCUGAGUUCGAGCAUUACUUGCUUAUUUGUUACUACUCCGGAGGUUUUCCUUUAUACGUUUUGUAUCUAGAUGCAUUGCGUUCAUGUUCUUUCGAAACUUUUUGAGCGAAGAUGUCUGUAUAUUUUCUCUGUACCUUACAUUCCUUGCCAUUUUCAACUCGACAUGGUCUUUUUCUUUUUAAUUUGACGCCUUUUAUUUUGCCUGGAAAUGGGACAUGGACAGCAUCGCCCGAAUAAACCGGUUCGAAAUUUAGU